Sorex fumeus (smoky shrew) is the source of this 1746-nucleotide messenger RNA. RefSeq names its product keratin, type II cytoskeletal 1b. The record is from RefSeq and is a predicted model, not a curated record. Gene Ontology annotation, cellular component: keratin filament. The transcript has 9 exons. The coding region runs from base 1 to 1746 and encodes 581 amino acids. Lineage: Eukaryota; Metazoa; Chordata; Mammalia; Eulipotyphla; Soricidae. Gene Ontology annotation, biological process: intermediate filament organization; keratinization. Gene Ontology annotation, molecular function: structural constituent of skin epidermis.
AUGAGCCGCCAGUUCAGCUCUCAGUCUGCGUUUAGCUCCCGGAGCAGGCGGGCUUACCGUUCUGGCUUCUCUGGGGGCUCUGGUGGUGGGAGCCGGGCAGCAGGGUCUGUGUGCGUGGCCCGGGGGAGGUGUGGCGGCGGUGGUGGUGGCUAUGGGGGCUAUGCCAGGAGCUUUGGCUCUCAGAGCCUCUACAAUCUGGGCGGCAGUAAGAGUAUCUCCAUUAGCCUAGUGGGGAGAAGCCCUAGUGGUUUCCGGCAGGGAGGGGGAUUUGGAGGGGGCAGGAGCUUUGGGGGUGGUGGUUUUGGAGGUGGCGGCUAUGGAGGAGGUGGAUUUCGGGGUGCUGGAUUUGGAGGUAGCAGCUUUGGGUUCGGGGGCUUUGGUCCUUCUUGCCCCCCGGGGGGCAUCCAAGAGGUGACUGUUAACCAGAGCCUCUUGCAACCACUCAACCUGGAGGUGGACCCUGAAAUUCAGAGGGUCAAGAGCCAGGAGCGGGAGCAGAUCAUGGUUCUCAACAACAAAUUCGCCUCCUUCAUUGACAAGGUACGCUUCCUGGAGCAGCAGAACCAGGUGCUCCAAACAAAAUGGGAGCUGCUGCAGCAGGUAAAUACCUCCACCCGCACCAACAACCUGGAGCCCAUCCUGGAGAACUACAUCAGCGAGCUGCGAAAACAGGUGGACUUCCUAAAUGCGGAGCAGGUGCGCCAGAACUCCGAAGUCAAGAACAUGCAGGACGUUGUGGAAGACUACAAGAGCAAGUAUGAGGAUGAAAUCAACCGGAGAACCAACACUGAGAAUGACUUUGUCAUCCUGAAGAAGGAUGUGGAUGCCGCUUACAUGAACAAGAUGGACCUGCAAUCCAAGGUGGACACACUGUUUGGGGAGAUCAACUUCCUGAAAUAUUUAUUUGAUACAGAAUUGUCCCAGAUGCAGACUCACAUCAGCGACACCAAUGUCAUCCUGUCCAUGGACAACAACCGCUUCCUGGACCUGGACAGCAUCAUCGAUGCCGUGAGGACCCAGUAUGAGAUCAUUGCCCAGAGGAGCAAGGAUGAGGCUGAGGCGCUAUACCAGACCAAGUACCAGGAGCUCCAGAUUACAGCCGGGAGACACGGGGAUGAGCUGAAGAACAGCAAGAUGGAGAUCGCAGAGCUCAACCGCACCAUCCAGAGGCUGCAGGCAGAGAUUGGCAACAUCAAGAAGCAGAUUGACCAGAUGCAUUCGGCCAUCUCGGAUGCAGAGGAGAGAGGAGAGCGGGCCCUCCAGGAUGCCAAGCAGAAGCUGCUGGACUUGGAGGACGCCCUGCAGCAGUCCAAGGAGGAGCUGGCCCGGCUGCUGCGCGACUACCAGGCGCUGCUGGGGGUCAAGCUGUCCCUGGACGUGGAGAUCGCCACCUACCGCAAGCUGCUGGAGGGCGAGGAGAGCCGGAUGUCGGGAGAGCUGCAGAAUCACGUGAGCAUCUCUGUGCAGAGCAGCCAGGUGACAGUCAGCGGCUCAGGCUCUGGAGGCGGCGGCGGCCGAGGCUCAGGCGGCUACAGCGGCGGAGGCAGCGGCGGCGGCUACGGCGGCGGCGGGAGCCGGGGCGGCGGCGGCGGGGCCGGUUACGGAGGGGGCUCCCGGGGCGGCAGCGGAGGGGGCUACGGGUCGAGCAGCAAAAGCAGCGGCAAGUACGGGGGCCGGGGCGGCUCCUCCCGCGUGCAGAUCAUCCAAACGUCCACCAACACCUCCCACAAGCACAUCCUGGAGUAG